AUGGUCUCAGAAUGGGGAGAAGAGUUCAGACCAAAGUUUAAGAAGUUAGGAGAUUUGACCUGCCUCUUUGACAACUGUGCACAUCUUGCUGUUACUGCUACAUCUUCCCCAUCUUCUAUUCUUGAUCUCUCAAAGACACUCCAGUACAAAAACCAUGUGAUUGUGACUGUGAAUCCUGACAGACCAAACAUUUAUAUAGACAAAAAACCCCGCCUUCCAAACUCUAACAAGACCGACAAAUACGAUGAACUAAUCGACCCUUUGGCACAGGAACUGAAAAUCAAGCUUCGAGACUUCCCUGUUACUGUUUUGUAUGUAGAAAGUUUAGAUGCACUUGGCUAUUAUUAUCAGUAUCUAAAUUAUACUUUGAAAGAACUUCAGUAUCAUCCAACCUCUGACAAGACACCAGAAGCUAGAAUUUUCGCACAGUACCAUACAGACUAUACACAAAAUAUGAAAAAACACAUCUUACAAGAACUUCGGAAAGACAAUCCACAUGUGCGUCUUGUUCUGGCCACAGUUGCUUUAGGUAUGGGUUUAAAUGCCCCAGGUAUUACUCGGAUAAUUCAUGCUAGGCCUCCAACAACAUUAGAAAAAUACUUACAGGAGAUAGGAAGGGCUGGGAGGACAGGACAAAAAUCUACAGCUAUUUUGCAUUACAACAAAAGUGACAUAGCUAAAAAUAAAAGGGCUCUCUCAGAAAUGGCAAAGUUUUGCAAUGUUAAUGAUGGAUGUUUGCGACUUGAACUUGUCAAAUACUUUGGUUUCCAAACAACAGUGUUUGAUGGCCCACUUGAAGAAUGCUGUUCAAACUGCCGUCAGUCACUAGUGAAUGCUGUUGACAAUGUGCAUCUCUAA
Molecule: messenger RNA, 858 nt
Organism: Ylistrum balloti
Lineage: Eukaryota; Metazoa; Mollusca; Bivalvia; Pectinida; Pectinidae
Product: ATP-dependent DNA helicase RecQ-like
Biological process (GO): double-strand break repair via homologous recombination; telomere maintenance
Cellular component (GO): cytoplasm; chromosome; nucleus
Molecular function (GO): 3'-5' DNA helicase activity; four-way junction helicase activity
Source: RefSeq, a predicted model, not a curated record